UAUUACUAAAAUAAAGAUAUACCGCUAUAAUAUUCUAUUUUUUAUUGUUUUAAGUUUUUCGGAGUAUUGCAAUUGUCUGCAAUAUUUAACGGAAGCUAGAAACUAUUUUUUCCUUUUAAAAUAUCAGGACUUUUACCAUUUUUAUGUUUUUUUUUGCAAGACACGGCUAUCCAAAUCAGGACUGUUCUUCGAAAAAGGAAUACGUGGCAACCCUAAUAAUGCGGGAAAAUAUUAACAAAAACGUUUGUCUGGGAAUAGGAUACAGCUACGAGAGCAUACACUAAUUAAACACUUGACUUUUGGAAACCUUACCUAAUUACGUCAUGCUUAUGCGACAUUACGGGAUCCCUGAAUUUGGUCUUUAGUUUUUCAUGCAGAAAAGGUGUAAACAUAGGGAUUCGUAUAUUUUUGAUUAGCGCAAUGGAAAGCCUUCUAAAAAAAGAAUUAAACACGUCGAUCCUUAAGUCUUCGGGCUGUGGAGGAGGAGGGUGCAUUAGUCAAGGGACUGCUUAUGAUACCGACAAUGGCAGGAUCUUUGUCAAGUUUAACCACAAGAGUAAGGCAAGAAUAAUGUUUGAUGGAGAAAUGGCAAGUCUGGAAGCCAUCUUGCGAACAAAUACAGUGAAAGUGCCAAAACCUAUCAAAGUUAUUGAUCUUCCUGAUGGUGGUGCCAUGUUUGCUAUGGAGUACUUGGAUAUGAGGAGUUUAAACAGAUAUUCAGCAAAGCUUGGAGAGCAGAUGGCAGACUUGCAUCUUCAUAAUCAGAAUCUGGGGAUGAAGAUUAAAGCCGAGGAGCAAACCAUUGGUAAGGGCCCAGGACAAUCUGAACUUCAGUACGUGGACAGAUUUGGCUUCCACACAAGCACAUGUUGCGGAUAUAUUCCCCAGGUCAAUGACUGGUGCACUGACUGGGUCGCAUUCUACACAAACUACAAACUGCAACCUCAGCUUGAAAUGAUUGAAAAGGAAUAUGGUGACAGGGAAGCGAGAGAACUCUGGUCACAGCUCAAGAUCAAAAUCCCUGACUUUUUCCAUGACAUAGAUAUUGUUCCUGCUCUUCUUCAUGGGGAUCUGUGGGGAGGAAAUGUUGCAGAAUGCGAUUCAGGCCCAGUAAUAUUUGACCCAGCCUCCUUCUAUGGACAUUCGGAAUUUGAGCUGGCAAUAGCAGGGAUGUUUGGAGGGUUUGGCAGCUCUUUCUACUCUGCAUAUCACAGUAAGAUCCCCAAAGCUGCAGGCUUUGACAAACGGUUGAAGUUGUACCAGGUCUUCCAUUACUUGAACCACUGGAACCACUUUGGGACAUCGUACAGGAGCUCAUCUUUGAGUGGGAUGAGAAGCCUUCUCAAGUAACUGCAGCACAAUUACAGAAGUUACUUGGAUUGUGCUAAAGGUGUUCUGAAUAUGUUUAUUAACUGAAGAUUCACUAGUGGUGAACCUCUAUUCCUGCUAAGCAAGAAGAAUGCAGCAGCUGCUUCACUAAUCUUAACUCAUUCUUAACUCUACUCUGGUGACUAGCUGUAUCCUGCCAAAUUUGUUAGGCCUUGUAAUAGCAGUAAUCAGGAAUGUAAAAUGUAUAACUGUGUUGCUUAAGCUUGCAUAGAUAUGUGCACUAUUCAAAAUAUGUGUGCUACCAUUUGGUAGUUCAUUUAAUUAGUCCUGAAGAAGGACUGCAUUUUCUGCAGCACCAUCUGAGCAGUUGCUUUAUUUCAGAGCACUAAGGCCUAAGAAUGUCAUCUCUGCUAGUUAAAGAUCAUUAAAUUAGCAGAGCUGUGAAAACAGAAGGUUAUACACUUAGGUGUUGAGUCUCAUCAGCAUUUUACAUUGUGCUGUGUUUUUUUUGCUGAAAUUUUAAUGGAUUAUAAAAAUAAAAUAACUCCCCAUGGCAAUUAGCCUAGCA
Molecule: messenger RNA, 1897 nt
Organism: Protopterus annectens (West African lungfish)
Lineage: Eukaryota; Metazoa; Chordata; Ceratodontiformes; Protopteridae
Product: ketosamine-3-kinase-like
Exons: 6
Coding region: 421-1350 (309 amino acids)
Source: RefSeq, a predicted model, not a curated record